Molecule: messenger RNA, 2655 nt
Organism: Mesocricetus auratus (golden hamster)
Lineage: Eukaryota; Metazoa; Chordata; Mammalia; Rodentia; Cricetidae
Gene: Mybph
Product: myosin binding protein H
Exons: 9
Coding region: 87-1604 (505 amino acids)
Molecular function (GO): protein binding
Source: RefSeq, a predicted model, not a curated record
GGGUCUCUCAGGCACCCUGGAGGCCCAGACUAACUGCUAACCUUUAAACACUCCAGCUUGACCCCCACCCCCCAACCAGCUCAGAAAUGACAGGAAAAACCACCUCUGAGGCUUCUGUCUCUAGUCCAGCGGAGACAGAGCCUGAGCCUGCCAAGGUACCCACCACAGAGUCUUCUGGAGAGGAGGCAGCAUCAGACUCCACGGGGCAAGGGCAGGCACCAGAGCCACAGAAGCUUGGAUCUCAGGCGCUGGACCCUGCAGCCCCUGAAGCUUCUGCCACACCUGCAACCACUAAGCCUGAACCUCCAAGCGAAGAUGUCCCCAGUGCCCCGUUGCAGCUCACCUUGGAGGACGUGAGCCAUAGCUCCUUGACGGUGAGCUGGGAGCCCCCCGAGAAGCUGGGGAAGCUGGGGCUUCAAGGCUAUGUAUUGGAGCUCUGUCGAGAGGGAGCCUCAGAAUGGGUGCCUGUGAAUCCCCGACCUGUGAUGGUGACCCAGCAGACGAUUCGAAACCUGGCCCUGGGAGACAAGUUCUUCCUGCGUGUGACUGCAGUAAGCUCCGCAGGGGCAGGCCCCGCAGCGGUGCUGGACCAUCCUGUCCACAUCCAAGAGAUCGUUGAAGCGCCCAAGAUCCGUGUUCCCCGACACCUUCGGCAGACCUACAUCCGGCAGGUGGGAGAAUCUGUCAACCUGCAAAUCCCCUUCCAGGGGAAGCCCAAGCCACAGGCCUCUUGGACCCACAAUGGCCGUGCCCUGGACAGCCAGAGGGUAAAUGUGCGUAGCGGGGACCAGGACUCCAUCCUGUUUAUACGCUCUGCUCAGCGCUCAGACUCGGGCCGCUAUGAGCUCACUGUGCAUCUGGAAGGCUUGGAAGCCAAGGCCAACAUUGACAUCCUAGUGAUUGAGAAGCCCGGGCCCCCGAGCAGCAUCAGGCUACUGGACGUCUGGGGCUGCAACGCUGCCCUCGAGUGGGCUCCACCCCAGGACACAGGCAAUACAGAGCUCCUGGGCUACACUGUGCAGAAGGCAGACAAAAAGACAGGGCAAUGGUUCACAGUGUUGGAACGUUACCAUCCCACCACCUGCACCGUCUCAGACCUCAUCAUUGGCAACUCGUACUCCUUUCGGGUCUUCUCAGAAAACCUGUGUGGCCUCAGUGAUCUCGCCACCACCACCAAGGAGCUGGCUCACAUCCAGAAGGCAGACAUUACUGCCAAACCUAAGGGGUUUAUUGAGCGAGACUUCUCAGAAGCCCCGUCGUUCACCCAGCCCCUGGCUGACCACACCUCCACUCCUGGCUAUAGCACACAGCUAUUCUGCAGCGUUCGAGCAUCACCUAAGCCCAAGAUCAUCUGGAUGAAAAACAAGAUGGACAUCCAGGGUGACCCCAAGUAUCGCGCAGUUUCUGAACAAGGGGUCUGCACCCUGGAGAUCCGGAAGCCCAGCCCCUUUGAUUCUGGAGUCUACACUUGCAAGGCCAUCAACGUGCUAGGGGAGGCCUCUGUGGAUUGUCGGUUGGAAGUCAAAGGUGGGAGUCUGAAGAUUUCCUUAGUUCCCAGUCACUGGGGACAGAUAGAGCCCAUCUUUGUCACUGGGGACAGAUAGAGCCCAUCUUUGUCACUGGGGACAGAUAGAGCCCAUCUUUGGAGCUGGACUAGACACAGCUUAGAGUGGUAACUGGAGACAAAGAGUAGGGAGGGGUCAAGGAGAGUUUGUGUGACUUCCAGGUGGGAAGACACUCUCUCUAGUUGGGGACUGGAGCACUGGGAAUCAUUGACCUCAAGCCUCUCAGGGUCUAACCUGUAGGAUCUCUUUCAGCCUCCGCCACACACUGAGAAGCACUAUGGGCAGAGACUGGGACAAGGAGACAGGUGAGUGGAGGGACCCAUUCCUUUGGCUACCUCCAGUGACAGCAUGGUCAAAGAGGAGACUGGGAAGGAAAAUCUACUUCCCAGGCACAAAAUGUCACUGGAGAGGGGCUGGGUAGGGAUGGAAGGCAGUAGACACAUCUGGGUACAAUUUUGCAGCCAAAGACAACUAGCAUUCAUGUUCAGUUUGGAAACGUCAGUGUAGGGCUGGGCAGUGCUGGUGAGGUCCGCAAGGGAAGGGAAGUGGGUGGUCACAGGACAGGGUCUAGCCUCGGCUCUGAGUGAUUGUAAACAUAGGUAUUCUCUUUGCACCUUUCUCGUAGUAGGGACCCAGCCCUUGCCCUGACUUCUGCAUUUGGUGGCUCUGGGGCUUUGAAGAACUAUGACGUCUCUAGAGCUACACUAGGGAGAGGUCAGCAUUGAGAACUGAGGCUGAGGAAGGACAGAGAAGGGUGGAGGUGGUUCUCCAUCUGGCUCCCCAACAUCUCUCUGGCAACCCGUCCACAUACCAGGGCUCAGAAGGGCAUUCUCUGCCAGGUUCUGCAGGCCUGAGGAUCAGGCCCCCAGGCCCAACAUGUCUCUCCAUGGAUACCCAAGAUCAUGGGCCUCUGAUACCUGCAGACCUCUCUCCAUGAGAGGCUGGAGUCCAGACCAAGAACUGGGUUUGUUAGGCCUGGGGUCAGGCCUCCUGGGUUACAAGAGUGCCCCAAAGGAGCAAAGACUGGCACCCCCUGCAGAGCUGUACACUGGCGAGAAGUAGUCAAAUAAAUGUGUGUGGUGUCAUAGCA